AUGGCGCAGGCGCAGCCCGCCACGGCCCAGGGCUGGCACACGCCGCCAGCGCGGGCGGGGCCGGCUGCGCCCGCAGGCUCAUCUGCUGGCGCCGGGCCCCCCGCCGCUCUCACAGCCCCCCGCUGGCCGCCGGAGGCGCGGCCAGCGCUGGCGGCGCGGCCAGCCGCCGCGCACGGCCAGACGCCAGCGUCUGCCAGGUCACCCACCGCAGCGCCAGCGCCGGCCCAUGGCAGUACCAGCGGGCCCCCGACGACCGCCUCCACAGCCGGCGCCCGCGUCACGAGCGUGGUGCACGCGAAGUCCACGUCGCUGAAGCCGGAGGAGGCCUGCCCAAGCUUCCAGAUCGGCAAGAAUUACCCCGGCAACGACGUGAAGGUGGACGGCAACGACUUCACGGGUCGCAUCGACGACGCGGUCGGCUGCUCGGCCCUGUGCUUCGAGCACGGCGCCGGGUACUUCACGUACGGAACUGGCAUCGGCUACAUUGGCCUGUGCUGGUGCAAGUCCAAGUUGGAGAACGCGAGUGAUAAUUCAGGCUUGACGUCCGGCACAGCGUGCAAAGACGGGGUCGAGGCGCCCCGCGAGGCCAAUGGCGCGCCCACCACGACGUCCGCGCGGGAGGCGGAGGCCACGACCCCGGAGGAGGAGGCGUCCACUGCGCCCGCGCACGAGACCACGACGACGGCGGAGGAGGCCUCUUGUCCAUCAUGUGCUCCAAAGUCACGCCCUAUCCCUGCGAUUGUGAUCCCAACGUACGAGAGGGACUUGUGCAAGGCGAACUUCACAGCCCUUUCCAUCGCGAAGCACGAUCCAGACCACCUCCUUGGGGAUCUCUACCUUCUGUGGGUCUCAUCAUCACCAGCAGCCGAUUACGAAAAAGAGAUUGACCAGCUCAAGGUGGCUAUCUCCAAGACGCGGAAGGUUCACUUCCACGACUUCUCUGCCACUCUUGACGGGCAGAGGGGAUGGGUUGCGCAACAAGUAUUGAAGCUCAAGGUUGCUACGUUGGUCGAAGAGGAUUUCUACGUCGUGCUUGACUCGAAGAACACGUUCGUACGGGAUAUCAAGCCGGAGAUAUUCGUAAGUUCGUGCAAUCAGGCAAUAGUCUUCGGGGAUUACAAGGCGGCGGAGUUGCCCGAGCUGCACAGUCAAUGGUACGAGACGUCGGCGAGGUUGCUCGACGUGCCAUCUCCAUUGGAUGGGCACGACGACGGAGACAGAUGGCCGCCGUCGAUUACGCCCAUGACCUUCCACAGACAGACGGUUCUCGACCUCCUCGCCCAUAUAGGUACGCUGUUCUGCCUUGUGAAUUUAUGA
Prorocentrum cordatum is the source of this 1317-nucleotide messenger RNA. Lineage: Eukaryota; Dinophyceae; Prorocentrales; Prorocentraceae. The record is from the annotation of a GenBank genome assembly.